Conger conger (European conger) is the source of this 1407-nucleotide messenger RNA. RefSeq names its product 14 kDa phosphohistidine phosphatase-like. The record is from RefSeq and is a predicted model, not a curated record. Gene Ontology annotation, cellular component: cytosol. Lineage: Eukaryota; Metazoa; Chordata; Actinopteri; Anguilliformes; Congridae. Bases 19 to 399 code for a protein of 126 amino acids. Gene Ontology annotation, molecular function: protein histidine phosphatase activity. Gene Ontology annotation, biological process: peptidyl-histidine dephosphorylation. The transcript has 3 exons.
UGAACUCCCGUUGGAUGAAUGAAUAUGGCGUCUGCUGCACGACUAGCGGCUAUUUCAGAGGCUGAUAUCGAUCCGGACGGCACGUUUAAAUAUGUUCUGAUACGAGUCCACAGUACAGAAGAAGGGGAUGAUUCAAGCGUAGACAUCGUGCGUGGCUAUGCUUUUGCAGAGUAUCAUGCUGACAUCUACGAUCGGGUGGCAGAAGAGCUGGAGAAAGGCGGAGGCCUGGACUGCGAGUGUAUAGGAGGGGGAAGGAUUAAACAUGACAGCAGUGGCAAGAAGAUCCAUGUUUAUGGCUACUCCAUGGGAUUUGGGAGAGCCAAUCACUCUGUUUCCACAGAGAAACUGAAGGCCCGCUACCCUGACUAUGAAGUGACAUGGGAUAAUGAAGGCUACUAACAUUUCAUACUGGAAUGGGUGAAAAGGAGAUAUUCUCUACCGAUAAAAGGGGGAUGGUCCUGAGGAAUGUGCUGUACAGUUGGACUUGACUGGGGAGGCCUGAUAUUUUUAUCGAUGCUAAGAUCAACAACAAAGUCCUAUUUCUUUCGUCACUUGUCAUGCAGAUGCAAAUUAAUGUAUAAUUUCAACUGACUCUUACGAAAUGUGGUGCUGCACAGAGAAGUAUUGAAUACCAAUAAUGAAUAAUAGCCAAUUACUCACACUCGCUUCCAAUUCCGGUUCUCAAUAAUUUAAAUUAUGCCCCUCACAAAUGUAUACUGUAUGAUUGUUUACACUUACUGCAGUGUGCCAUACUUAUAAACCAAUUCCAGGAGCGAUAGAAAAAUCUAAGCAUGGAUACAGCAAAAAGAGAAAAAUAAAAGCUGUAUAAAGCACAUUUCUUAAAAGAAAAAAAAAGAAAAAAGAAAAACAACUCCAAACCAUAUUUUUUCUGUGUGGUAUGGGGGAAAUAAUAAAAAGUUUUCUAAUAUUUUCAAUCAUCUGUGAAGUUUGAGAACCAUUCCCACUUCUGUUUUUUCGGUUGCAGUUGUGGCCUUUACAGGAAAUGUAACCAUUUAGACCAGUGGUCUCCAACCCAGGUCCUGGAGAGCUACUGGGUCUGUUGUUUUUUUGUUUUUUUGCCUCAAAACCAGCACCCUGUUGAGACCCAGGUAAGCUCACUGUGUAAUCAAGUGCUCUAAUUUAUUAAUUAAGUGCAGAGUAAUAACAAAACCAGCAGACCCUGUAGGCCUCCAGGUUCAGGGUUGGAGAACCAUUAUUAUUUUAGACCAUUCGUGACAAGCACCAGGUCUACAGAGAUUAUGCAGUGCCCACUGGUGGUUAGCUGUGGUAACACAGAGAAAUGUCAUAACGGAUUGUAUUUGUGAAAGAUUGCAUGUUGUGUAUAUGCGGAAGCAUUUAAGGGUAGGUACCCAUGACCACUGUUGUGGUGAAUUACAUGAGUUAUGG